Messenger RNA from Strongylocentrotus purpuratus (purple sea urchin), 2492 nucleotides. RefSeq names its product zinc finger protein 143. Bases 80 to 1903 code for a protein of 607 amino acids. Gene Ontology annotation, molecular function: RNA polymerase II cis-regulatory region sequence-specific DNA binding; DNA-binding transcription factor activity, RNA polymerase II-specific. Gene Ontology annotation, biological process: regulation of transcription by RNA polymerase II. The record is from RefSeq and is a predicted model, not a curated record. The transcript is spliced from 15 exons. Lineage: Eukaryota; Metazoa; Echinodermata; Echinoidea; Camarodonta; Strongylocentrotidae.
GAGCAUGCGCAAAACACACGCCCAAGACAUUUUCUUGCAAAGCUUCGUGCGAGCGCAAUAGUUGAGUAAUCCAGAAGAAAUGGAGGGUGACCUUGACAUGGACAAGGAGCAUGUUGGGUCAGAGGUCAACUCGAACCAGGAAGUGAUUGGUAUGCUACUGUCACAGGCAUCCGAUGGAGAAGAUAGCCAACUCCAGAUACAACCUGAUAUACCUGAGGAUGAGGUAGGUGGGGCAGGAGAUCACGAAGGAGGAUCCCUCCUGGACGAUGGCUCCAGCCUCCAGGCGGUUCAACUUACAGAUGGCACCACAGCUAUCAUACAACAAAAAGGUGAUGGGAGCAUUUUAGAAGGCCAGGCUGUACAGUUGGAAGAUGGAACCACAGCGUUUAUUCACAAUCUCAGUGGGAAAGGAUUUGAGGAAGGCCAAACUGUUCAGCUUGAGGAUGGAUCAACGGCUUACAUCAUCAGGACAAAUGCUAAAGUUGAUGGAGAGAGCAUGCAGGCGGUACAGCUGGAGGACGGUACAACAGCUCUGAUACAGACCAACGUCACAGACUUUGAUCAGGCACACAGUGCCUUUUCCUCAGAGGACCCGUUGGAUGCACAUUCUCUCAAUGUGUUAGAUCAAUAUGCAGCUCAGAACGCUAGUGAACAAGGAGGUGCGCUACAACUUACUACCGGUGAUCAUGAUUUCACUUCGCCAAUGCGAGUCACAGUAGGAUCUGUUGGAACUACGAUGCAAACCAAAGUGGAAGUGAUGUCAAGUAAAACGUUUCAAUGUCCGCACGAAGGUUGCGGGCGAAUGUACACCGCCUCACAUCAUCUGAAGGUUCAUGAACGUUCUCACAGCGGCGUCAAACCGUUCCGGUGUGAACACCCCGGCUGUGAGAAGGCGUUCGCCACAGGUUACGGCCUGAAGAGUCACACCCGUGUUCACACGGGUGAAAAACCUUACCAGUGUGUUCAGGAGGGCUGUCUCAAAGCAUUUAAAACGUCAGGAGAUCUGCAGAAGCACACAAGAACACAUACAGGUGAGCGGCCAUUCAAAUGUCCGUUUGAAGGUUGCGAGAAGGCCUUCACCACGUCAAACAUUCGUAAGGUUCACAUCCGUACGCACACCGGCGAGAGACCUUACAUCUGCCCGAACGAGGGGUGCGGCCGAGCGUUUGCCAGCGCAACCAAUUACAAGAACCAUAUGAGAAUACACACAGGAGAAAAGCCGUACGUCUGCACGGUUGCCGGGUGUGGCAAGCGCUUCACCGAGUACUCCAGUCUCUACAAGCACCAUGUAGUCCACACCCACUCCAAGCCUUACAUGUGUUCAUCGUGCGGUAAGAACUAUCGUCAAAUCUCGACGCUAGCCAUGCACAAGCGACAGACGCACGGAGAGGAUCCCCUCAUCGAGGGCCUGGAGAUAGCUAUUGGACAAGGAGACAGGCCAGAUAUCGUAUCGAUUCUUGGAGCGCCUCCCGCGAAGAAGGCCAAAUCAGAGUAUCACAUAGGGUCAAUGAACUUCAACACCCAGGCUGCGGAUGCUGCCAAUGAAAGCAGUACUCAGAUUCUUACAGACUCUCUCAAUUCUGCAGGAAUGAACCAAUCCAAGACCAUCAUCCUACGAGACGCUAACGGCCAGACGCGUCAUGUGACCAUGGUGUCGGCUCUUAACCGUGAUGCUGCCCUCGCGGCCAUGAAGGCUGCCGUCGGAAACCACGCCAUGCUUCAAGUGGUCUCCGAUGGGUCCCUAGCCAAUCUCUCAGAUAUGCAACUGCAAGAAGUGAUGGCCGUCCACGGAGCACUGGGAGAGGAGGACGAUGAGGAGGGAGGGAAGCCAGAGGAAUGCACAGCUGCAACCCAGCUCUCUGAAGUAAACACAGAAGCAGAGCUGGUUGGCCUUCAUACAUGAUGAUAAGCAAUGCAGGGGGGGGGUGGGGCAAAGUAUACGGAAUUGCUUCUUUUAACACAUAUACACUUACCAAUGAAGGGGGAGUUAUACAGUCAUGAAAUUGCUACUCAACAUUAAAGAUUUUUUUUUAAAGACCCUAUCCGAUGACAAUACAACUUUAUUUUAAUGGAAAGCUGAAUGAACGUAGAAUACAAAUUUAAAGGAAUAAACAAUAUUUUUCCUUUCAGUAUUGCACAAAAGCAAAUUGAAAUCUUAUUUUCUACACACCUCACAAUUUUUUUUUAGGCCUAAUAGAAGUACUGUUGGUGUAUAGAUGAAUGAUUACAUACAUUUCAUGAAUGUACACAUAUUAAACCAGCAUUUGUCUAAAUGGGUUUUACGAUUUUGUACAAAUGACCUUUAUCUGCCUGUGCGCAAGUAGUAUCUCCAUGGUAUCUAUUCAAAGAAACCAACCUUUUCCUUCCUAUUGUUGGAUUGCAAUUAAUGGGUGGUUUUGAGUGGAAAAAGACACAAAUUUAAAGGGAAAGUGCACCUUGAUACCAAGUUGGUUUUAAUAAAAGCAGAAAAAUGAAACAAAUUAUUGAAAGUU